UGUGCUGGGCUCUCAUUCGCUGAGAAGUUAUUUGAAGUUGAAGUGACCCGAGGAGGUGCGUUGGGGAGCACGAGCAGCACUAGGAAGGACUGAGAGCGCGUGCAGGGCACUGUAGGAAGAUGGCGAUGGACCAAGCAAGGACGACAAUAUCAAAAAUAUUUAAUGGGGAACCUCGUUCCUAUACGCGCUUCAACCUCACCCAGAACAUGGAGGGGGACAACAGCCAGGUGGAGAUGAAGCUGUCCUCCGAUAUGGACGAGGAGGUGGGGGGGAACGGCGUCGGGGAGCACAUGAACCACCACCCGCGCCCGGCCUACACCAGCAAACCCAACCAGCGCUCCCCCAGGAGCAUCUGCUUCAUGGGCAUCGGCAUUCUCCUGCUCUUCAUCAUCGGAUACCUGGUCGGCUACCUCUCCCACCGGCGGACAGACCGAGCAGCUCCGAGCUGUGCAGAAGCUCUGUCCUCCGACGACAGCGACGGAUCAGCUCCCAUACAAACGGUUCCCUCUCUCGACUGGAAAGACAUCACAGCCUUAUUUAAAGAUAAACUCAGCACAGCCAACAUCGAGAGCAGCCUCAGUGAGUUCUCCAUCGCUGAUCAUCAGGCCGGCUCUGCAGGAGACGAGGCUCUUGCGAAUAAGCUGAUGAGGAAAUUCAGGGAUUAUAAUAUGAACCCCUGGACUGAUGAGCACUUCGUCAGAGUCCAGGAUCCUCCGUCCAGCGGCUCCAACAAAAUCACUUUCCGUGAUCAGUCUUUCUCUGAGUCCGGCUUCUUAUCUUACAGCGGAACUGGAUCAGUACAGGGGACGCUUUUGUACGCAUAUUAUGGACAAAUGGAUGACUUGAGGCGCCUGCAAGAUCUUACCAUCGACUUUAACGGGAAAGUCCUUUUGGUCAGAGCUGGAAAAAUCAGUUUUGCUGAAAAGGUGGCUAACGCAGCUGCUGUGAAUGCGAGUGCUGUGCUGAUCUACCCGGAUCCUGCAGAUUACUCCAUCGGGGAAGGAACUGAUCUGUAUGGACAUGUUCAUCUGGGCUGUGGAGAUCCCUACACUCCAGGAUUUCCAUCCUUCAAUAACACUCAGUUUCCUCCAGCCCAGUCCUCAGGCCUGCCCACCAUCCCCGCCCAGACCAUCCGGCCCAGUACAGCUGCAGCUAUCAUGGGGAUGAUGGAGGGUCGUGAUCCUCCUCGUGGCUGGGGGAACGGAGGGCUCCAGAAGUAUAAGCUUGGAGGAGAUGAUGACCUGGUGACUGUGGAGGUGAAUAAUGUCCUCACUGAGAAGAAGAUCCACAAUGUGUUCGGGGUCAUUAAAGGUUUAGUAGAUGCAGAUCGUUAUGUGGUGAUUGGUGCUCAGAGGGAUGCCUGGGGUCCUGGAUACGCCAAGUCUACAGUCGGCACCAGUUUGCUGGUUGAAAUCGCCAGAAGUAUUAGCGAGAUGAUCAGCAAAAAUGGAUUUAAGCCCAGGAGGAGUAUAGUGUUCGCAAGCUGGAGUGCUGGAGAAUAUGGAGCUGUUGGCGCCACCGAGUGGCUGGAGGGUUAUCUGUCUUCCCUGAACAUGAAAGCAUUUUCCUACAUCAGCCUUGAUGGAGUCGUUACGGGUCCCACUUUUAAGGCCAGUGCGAGUCCCCUGAUGUACGACGUGAUUCAGAGCACACUAAAAGAGGUUUCUUCACCCAGUGAUUCCAGCAGGACUUUGUAUUCUCAGGUGGCUGGAAGCAACUGGGAAUCUGCUGUGAUGGAGCCGAUGACGUUAUCAGACACUGCCUAUCCGUUCCAGGCUUUCACCGGCAUUCCGUCAGUCUCGAUCCGCUUCACUUCUGAAAAAGAGUAUCCCUUCUUUGGCACCAUGUUGGACACCAAGCAGAAUCUGGACAUUAAAGUAUCUUACUCCUUAUCAGCGCUGGUUAAAACAGCAGGAGAGAUAGCCGGUCAGAUGGCUCUUCGGCUGGUCCACGAUCACCUGAUCAGACUGAACGUGGAGAAAUACACCAGCAUCCUCCGCAGCAACGUGGCCCUGAUCAACCGAGAGGUCAUCGGUCUGCAAGCGUCUGGCCGCGUUCCAAAGACCCUGAAAAUGCAGUGGCUGAUGUCGGCUUUGGGAUCGUACAGUCGCGCCUCCAGAAAACUCACCAGCAACAUCCAGAACAGCGACCUGGGGGACUUUGAGCAGUGUCGCAUCAUCAACAACCAAAUCAUGGGGGUGGAGAGGGACCUUCUGUCUCCAUACGUGUCUCCACAGAUCAGUCCGUUCAGACACAUACUGCUGGGCUCUGGAUCUCACACUCUGGGGGGGUUAAGGGCUCACCUGACCGCCAUAAAGGAGGGCUCGGCCAGCGCCGACCUCGACCUGCUGAAGAACCAGUUCGCUCUGACCACCUGGACCAUCCAGAGCUGUGCCAACGCACUGGCAGGAAGCGUGUGGGAGAUGGACAACGAGAUUUAGGCCUGUGCCUCGAUUGUGAAAAACAACGUCCCUUAAAAUAAUAAUAGGUUUCACUCCUCAGGUGUGCACAGGUACAUUAGAAGAAUGCCUUGAAGCUGUACUGUUCUGUGUUUCAAAAUAAAACCUAAGAUAUUUAAUAAUUUAAGUGGUUUAUAGAGCUAUUAAAGCUAUUGAUGCUACUAUAAAGUAGGGGUGUGCAAUUUGGUAGAAAUGCUGUAUCACAAAAUGUAUAUGGUGAUACAGCACAAAAUGACACAAAAUUAUAGCUUUAGAUUCCUAAAAAUACAGUGGUUUUGAUUCAAAAUUGCGUUUGAAUCCAAUUAAACAGGAGUAAUAACCCAAUACAAUUCACGUAUACACUUAUAUUUCAAUUGUAUUGAAAUAUGCAGCAUGUCAGAGCUCUUAAAGUGCUAAAAAAAAUCCACAAUAUGCUAAGAAUAUUAAAAUUAUACAGCUCUGCAAAAAAAAAAAGAUUUUUUUUCGAUUUAACCAAAUUGAAAAGAAAAAAAAACACUGGAAUAUAAUCAAGAGGAAGAUGGAUGAUCACAAACCAUCAAACCACCAAACUGAACUGCUGUCUGAAUUUCUGCACCAGGAGUAAAGCAGCAUAAAGUUAUCCAAAAGCAGUGUGUAAGACUGGUGGAGGAGAACAUGAUGCCAAGAUGCAUGAAAACUGUGAUUAAAAACUAGGGUUAUUCCACCUAAUAUUGAUUUCUGAACUUUUAAAACUUUGAUUAUUUGAGGUUUGAAAAUUCUAAAAAAAAAAAAAAAAAAAGAAAAGAAAAUUUCUAAUUUUCUGCAAAUAAAUGCUCCAAAUGACUAAUAAUCCAGAGCUGUAUAUUACAAUAUAAAAUAUCAUCAUAUUGCAUCAUAUUGCUCACCCAUACUCUAUAUUAAAUGGAAGAAAUGGGUUUAAAAAGCUAUAUUUUUUUAUUUCAGUCGAUACAAUACAAUUCUGACAUUGAUAAAAGAUUUAAACUCGUGGCAGAUUCUACUAACACUAAAAAUAUUUUUUAUUUUUAUUUUUUUUGCUACACAAUCAAUUAAUCAAUAAAACAGGAUUUUUUAGUACACUCUCUAUAAUAAAAAGCAAAGUGGGUUUAGUGUUCUUUAAGUACUGAGGUUAUUCUCGGUAUGCUUAAUACGAAUCAAUACGAUUAGAAAAUGUAUCGCAAUACACGAUUAAAAAAAAUAUUAAAUAUAUAUACAUAUGUCCAGCUCUACUUAGAUAAUAAAUAAAUCAUCUUUUGGAUUUGAAAUACAGUACAGUAUUGCCUGCCAUAAGCUAAAAACUAAAGUCACACUUGAAUGAUAAAACAUGAUAAAGCCAUAAAAACACAUUUAAAAAAAAGGAGAAUUUAUCAUUCAUUUUUUAAGUGCUAUCUCUCUGAAGAAAUGAGAAAUCCCUGUUACAUUUUUCACACUGGUACUUACCGAACAUUUAGUUCCAACUGAAAUACAGUAUAUUACCUCACACAGUAUUUUCCAUAACCUAUGCAAGAAAAAAAAAGAAGAAUUAGGAAAUACGGGUGCAUCUAAAAAAAAAAGAAAAAAAAAUAGAAGAUAAUUCAAAAGUUACUUUAAUUCAGUAAUUCAGUUAAAAAAUGUGAAACUCAUAUAUAAUAUAUAGAUGUAUUACACACAGAGUGAUCUAUUUUAAUUGUUAAUUUAUUUUAUUGUUGAUUAUUAUUCUAGAUUUUAGCCAAUGAAAACCCCCCAAAAAAUAAUAAGACUAAUUGGUACUUUUGGGAAUGUGGGCAGUGUGCAGAGUCCUGCUGGAAAAUGAAAAAUCUCCAUCACUGAUUGGUGGAAACUUCACACUAGACCUCAAGCAACUUGGAUGGUGUGUGUCUCUCCACUCUUCCUCCAGACUCUGCUCCCUUGAUUUUUACUGACUUUAACAUUUAUAAAGAUGCAGAUUUCAUUUUCCAGCAGUAUUUGGCGCACGGCCUACACUGCAAAAAGUACCAAUUUGUCUUUUAUAUAAUAUUCUAAUUUUAUGAUUAGAUACUGAUAUUUGGGUUUUCAUUGGCUGUAAGCCAUAAAAAAAAAUCAACAAUAAAAUAAAUAAAUGCUUAAAAUAGAUCACUCUGUGUUUAAUACAUCUAUAUAAUAUAUGAGUUUCACAUUUUGAACUGAAUUACUGAAAUAAAGGAACUUUUUUUUUUUAUUUUUUUAUUUUUUAUUUAGAUGCACCUGUAUGUUCAGUAUUGAUGUUACUAUUGGGAAAUUCAACGUAUUUUUGUUACCUUAUUUGAGAUAUUGGUCCAGAUGCCUUUAUAUAUGAAGAACCUUUAGCAAGGUGCCUUUGGAUCCUUUUUGAAUGUAGAAGCUGGAGGACCAUGAGGACAGUCGUUUCCAAUCAUCUGCUGUCUCUGGAGCUCCUGACGGUAGAGUUCAGUGCUGUUAAAGUUCACCCAAAAACAGCACAAAGCCUCUUUUUGUUUUAAUAUUAAUACGAAUGAAAGGUUGUUCAUUUGGCUCCACACUGAAACAAACUGGACCAUCCAAUGACUGGCUAACCCAGAGGCUUGGAAAAAGCAAAACGUGGCACUGAAAUCUAUAUUUAUUGUUUUGUAUUUAUUUAUCAGUGACAGGGUUCACUAUAAAUAGCGUUUUGUACCGCCUUUUUUAAGAUAUGUAUAAUUAUCGGAAGCAGUGCCUUCCAUAAUUAUGACAGUUAUACUGUCGAAAUGACAAAGCAGCAUCUGCUAUGGAGAUGGAACUGCCUCCAAAAGCCAGAGACGGUCACUUUAGCAUGGUUUAGUGCUGUAUUUUAAUAUUUCUGAGGGGGAAAAUUUUAAUUUACACAGUUUGGCUGGUCUAAAUAGCUUCGUUUUAAGGGUACUUAGCCUUUAGAUGAAACAGUUAUUGCUAAUAUAUGAACAAAAUCUUACAAACAAGGGAUUUUUUAGCUGCUAUCAUGCUAGCAAAAAAAUAUCCUGUGCACAAACAUCUUCAGAAGACUGUUGGAAAUUGGAGAAAACUGCUACAGGAAGACGUCUGGCUGACCCAUAUGGCAACAGCUUUAGCCUUUAGGUGGUCUGGUCUGAACUUGAUCCGGUCCCGAUCCGACCCAGCUAUCAAAUAUAAUCCUUUAAUUUGAGCUAAACUGUUGGAGUUUAAUCUGAAAUAUUAGCCAGAAAACGCUAAUUAGUUACCACAGCUAUGAACAAACGCUGUCUCUGCUGCUCCAUGCUGUUUACACGCACAGUAUGUGCAGCGUUCACUGCUCACAACCACUACUAUAGCUAGCAAUUCAAACACAAUUCUCCUAGUCUCCUAGGUUUAAAUUAUUCCUUUAAAUGGAGUAAACUGGUACAGGAAGAGUCACGUCUGGCUGACCCACAUGGCAACAGCUUUAGCCUUUAGCUCAGAUUAACAUGGUUGGACUAAGUCUCCAUUUCAGCAGUGAAAACAACCGGUUUUCACUGCUCGCAGACACUAUUAUAGCUAGCAGUUCAAACACUCAAACAAAAAUUCUAAUUUAGCUCUAAUUUAGCUUUAGAUUAUUCCUUUAAAUGGAGGAAACUACUACUACAGGAAGAGUCACGUCUGGCUGACCCACAUGGCAACAGCUCAACAUGAUUGGACUGAGCAGAAAAUGCUAAUUAGUUACCACAGCUAUGAACAAACUCUGUCUCUGCUGCUCCAUGCUGUUUACAUGCAGGGUAUGUGCAGCGUUCACUGCUUGCAGCCACUCUUAUAGCUAGCAGUUCAAACACUCUGGUGCAGGAAGAGUCACGUCUGGCUGACCUACAUGGCAACAGCUUUAGCCUUUAGCUCAGAUUAACAUCAGCUUAAGGUCUGAACUUGAUCUGGUCUCGAUCCGACUAAGCUAAACUGAUGAUAAGGCGCAGAUAUAUUAGCCAGAGAAAGCUAAUUAGUUACCACAGCUAUGAACAAACGCUGUUUCUGCUGCUCCAUGCACAGUCUGUGCAGCGUUCACUGCUCGCAGCCACUAUUAUAGCUAGCAGAGUUGCGUUUGGCUGACCCACAUGGCAAUAGCUUUAGCCUUUAGCUCUGAUUAACAUGAUUAAGGACUAAGUCUGUUCAGUUUCAGCAGUAAAGAAGAGAAUUAGAGUUAGUCUGACAGGUAAAGUAGUGCAGUAAUAAAGUCAUUAAUGAGAUAAAGAUAAAAUAAAAAAAGCAAUACAGAGCAAUUAGUUACCACAGCUAUGAGCAAACGCUGUCUCUGCUGCUCCAUGCUGUUUACACCCACAGUAUGUGCAGCGUUCACUGCUCAGUUUCAGCAGUGAAGUGUAAAAUCCUUCAGAUAUGUAAAAUACCAGCAUUAAAUCAUGUUCUGCAGGACCGUUCUCUGGCGUCUCACUUUUGGGGCAGUUUUUAUCCUUCCUGAUCCUAAUAAACAUUAUCGGGAGCAGCGUCUUCCAUAAUGUGAAGAAGAAGAUGGUAGUUUUUGCCUACCAGCGUGUUGAUAUCGAGGGCAGUGCCCCUCAUAUUUCACUGUAGGGUGGAUGAAGUUAUCGGGAACAGUGUUUCCCAUAAUGUUGUACAUAUAUUAUCUGUAUUCACACACAGUAAUCAUAAUCACGAUAUAACCGUAAUAACCCUAACGCGUGUUUUUCGGCUGUUAACCGCUUCUUUUUCCCGCAGUUGUGAAUUCAAGCGCUGAUUAUUAUGAUUAAAUAAAUGAAACAAAAAUCAGGAAAGUCGUAGCAGUGUAGAUCGUACAGAAAGGCACUGUGUGAUUUUUUAUUGUGAUGGGCAUUUGUAUGAUUCUGUCCUACAUAUUGUUUUUAAUUUUCUUUAAUUUUCUGACUUUAUUUUAUGUUCUUGUUUUUUUCGACAUGCUUUUUAGAUUCGAUAUUAGCGCUUUGUUUCUGUUUUUACAACCUAACUAUAUUGCCAAAAGUGUUCACUGGCCUGCAUUACGUUUAGAUAUAUUUGCAUUGCUUUGUUAUAAUAUCACUGACAGUUGGCUGUGGAAUAUUUAUUAGUGAGUAGUGAAAUUUCACCACUGGACACAAAUGCACAGUUGCUGCAUUCUAUUCAUUGAGCAUCUGUGGGGCAUCCUGAGAGGGCGAAUACUUUUGGCAAUACACUUUACUUUACUAUAAUUCUCUUUUCAUUAGAUUUUGACCUUAAAAAAACCUUUACAUGUUAAAUAUUCCAAGAGUUUUAGGAUAGUAAUAUAUUUGACACAGAAAUAAUAUAACCACUUGUCAUGUAAAAUUCAAAUUGAAUACUUUAGUCAUGAAUAAAGUAAGAUUUUGUUCUGUUUUUUGUUUGUAUUUUGCAUUUUUGCAUUUUGCCUGUAUCUACAAAAGAAACCCCAACAAAACCAGGUAUUUGUUAAUAAUAAUAUUACUAUACAGUUCUGUAAAUCGAAUUCAGCACUCCAAGCUUUCUGUUUCUGUUUGAAGGAUUUUCAAUAAAUAAACCUUUACUUUAAA
Molecule: messenger RNA, 7858 nt
Organism: Astyanax mexicanus (Mexican tetra)
Lineage: Eukaryota; Metazoa; Chordata; Actinopteri; Characiformes; Acestrorhamphidae
Gene: tfr1a
Product: transferrin receptor 1a
Exons: 18
Coding region: 120-2441 (773 amino acids)
Biological process (GO): iron ion transport; intracellular iron ion homeostasis
Cellular component (GO): external side of plasma membrane
Source: RefSeq, a predicted model, not a curated record